AUGGAGACACAGGUUCAAACCGCAACUCUUCCACACGACCCUUGGGCUGCCACCCAUCAGGUCAUUCUUCAGCCAACCACCAUGGAUCCUAAACAGCGGUUUUACCACCAUUUCCAGGAGAGCGUCACAGUUCUUCAAGACCUCGUCGAUGAGCUACCGUCCAUUGCUACCGUCGGUGGUGAGCGCCAGGAGGCCAUUGAUCAUAUUCUAGCUAGCAUUGCAAAGCUACAAAACGAAGUAUCAGACGCAGCCGACUACACUCCAUCUUAUGAUCGAAAACAGUAUUCCGAGACCAUCAAGACUCUACAAGACAAGCUAAACGAAACUCUGACCAAGAUCACACCCAAAUCGAAAUUCCAGUUCCGUCGCUCAAAGACUGAUCAUGUUGAUAUGGGCGCCCCCGAGAACGAUCCUCGUCUCAGUCCAGGAAGUCAUUCUCGCGCAAAGCAUGACACAGCCAUUGCCUCCAACUUAAUUAGCCCUCCACCGCCGACUCAGGAGGAUACCCUCAGCGAGUUGCCAUCCAAGGACAACUACAAGAACUACAACGAAGAGAUGGCUCGGCCCAGCGCCUCUUCCGUCCGCAAGCCCAGCUUCUCGGCCGCUAAGAACAUUGGCAUCUCGAACCACUCUGGCCUACACAUCAUCUUGCCGUCAUCGGCAUCACGAGCCACCUCUUCAGGUAGUCUUACUGAUCUCAAGAGCUGCAUUAUCGACAUGUCGAUCCCAACUGCCUCUGGUGCAGCAUUUCCUGGUCUUGCUAUCAAGAACGUGACUAAGAGCCUCAUCGUUGCGGGUCGUGUCAACGGUCCUGUCCACAUCACAGGAGUUUCCGACAGUACCAUAGUGGUUGUGGCAAGACAAGUUCGAAUCCAUGAGUGCAGCAAUGUCGAUAUCUACCUCCACUGCGGAAGUCAUCCUAUCAUUGAGGAUUGCUCUGGUAUGCGGUUUGCCCCGUUGCCCGAAGUAUACAGAACCGAGGCUGAAGAGCCGGAGGAGAACCAAUGGGAUCAAGUAGAUGACUUCAAGUGGCUCAAGGCUGGCCACAGCCCCAACUGGACUACUCUAUCAGAGAAUGAGAGGCUCAGUGAUGAGCUCUGGAGAGAUGUUGUUCCAGGUAGGGCGGGCGUAAGUGUUGACGAGGCUUUGAAGAAGCUAAGCAUCCCACGGAGGUAA
Molecule: messenger RNA, 1176 nt
Organism: Fusarium sp. VM40
Lineage: Eukaryota; Fungi; Ascomycota; Sordariomycetes; Hypocreales; Nectriaceae
Source: the annotation of a GenBank genome assembly